CCUACUCUGUAACCAAACCAGAUUUGUUUACACGUAUCUUUCUUGAGAUUGAGAAGCCAUCUUAACGACUUAAAAUGACAGUCCAUUUUAAGGGAGUGAGCGAAUAUCAGAAUCAAUACAAGGCUCGACAUCUACGAUCGAGAAGCGCACCACCCCAUCGUAGAAUGCGACUGGCCGGACUCCGCUCUGACCAGCUGGGAAUUAAUAGAGAACCCCAGUUUCAAAGCAAAAGGAGGGUUCAAGUCUAUCCACCACAAGUAUCUGGUUCUCUUCAAUGGAAAGGUUCAUCUGUUUCACCAAGGCAGCAAGAUAAAAUCAAGCCUGGAAUCCCUCCUGUGGUCCCUGUGGUACAAACUGAUAGUGAAGAAAAGGUGGAAACCCCUCUGGCCCCAAGAGCAUCCAAACCACCAAGGGCCUCAAGAGCAACCCAGCACCAAGAGGAGGUUUCAUCUGCUCAGAGAGAAGAUCCCUCUGCUGACCAGCUGAAACAGGGAACUUCAUCAAAACACGUAAACCAUGUGCUGAGGAGGAAGGCAGGCUUGAAGUCAGAGUGCCGGAGGAAUGGUGGUCGGGACUCUGAGUACCACAGGCAGUUUCACUGGAAAACUCCAGUGGCUGAUUCACCUCUUCUCACAGCACAGCAGAUGUUGUACACCAGCAAUAGUAGGAUCCCACCUUUCAAGUCUGACCCAGCAGUCAUGGAGAGUGAGUACAUGAGGAGCUUUAAAGGGUCCCCUCCUCCCAAGCCCCCAUACUUACGGCGAGAUGUGGAGAUAAAUGCGUUUCCACUGCCCCAAAUGGAGAACCCCUCUCCUGACAAGAGUAAGAAGAAGAAGAAGAGGCAGAAGCAGAAGGAGCAGCACUUCAGCAGAAGGUUAAGUCCCAAAGAGGAGGCUCCCCCUCCAGAGCCACAGCCCCUGCAACAGAAAGUGAGGUCACCACGUGCCCAAAACGACAUUUCACCCAAAGUCACGAGGAAAGCAAAGACUGAAUAUAGCUCCAACUUUCGUUCUCCACUUCAGUACCACUACAGAGAUGGAGCAUGGGUCAAGCUUAGGACACUGGGAGAAGAGGUGCGGGAGUUGCGGGAGAAAGCAGAAGCCUACAGGAAGAGGGCUUGGGGCACUCACUUCUCCCGGCAGCACCUCAGCCAGAUCUUGUCUGCCCAGAACUACCUGUGGGAGGCCUCUAGUAGCACCUCUUUCUCCCCUCCCAGUGAAGAAGACAUCCACUCCACUAACAGUCCCAUCGUCGAGGCCCUGGAUUUGGCCAGGGUGGAUAGUGUCAAGGGGAGCUCUAGCCGUGGGACAUCUAUCACUUUGACAACUAGUAGACGGAAUUCUUUUGAAGGAGCAGGGGCAUUGAAUGGUCCCACCCUUCCAGUACAGAGAAAACUGGCGUGGGAAGAGGAAGCAGGUCCUUGUGAGAGCGGUGUGGCUCAAAUAGAGCAACUGAGAAAGGAGCCACCUUUUCAGCAACCAGUGGAGACAGAAGAAAGAGGGGGCAUACAUGACAAUUCAGAGGACAAAAAAGAUGAGGUCACAGCAACAGAGAGUGACCCCUCUUCACCUGAAGUUGUGUCUGCACACUUGCGUGAGGAGGGCAGGGUACCUACUCCCAAACUGAAAACCAUGCUCAAUACACAGAGGACCCAUCACGACCGCACAACUCCAACAACAGGAGGGGCUGUACUGGUUUCCCCUCCCAGGACAAAUUGUACAAGGAGAACUAGGAAGAGUAAACCACCACUGGGUAAAGCUCACUCACCAUACAGACAACUUAAUCAUGGCUCACCUCCACAAGCACAUAGCAAGGCUGAGAGUGGGGGCCUGCCACGUUCUGCCCUGGCUGCAGGGAUGGCCACGGUAGACCCACUGCCACUGAACGAAGACUUGUGGGCUGCAGACAGUCCUACAGGCUCGCCUGAGCAAACACCAGUCAGAACACCUCUCAAACAAGUAGCCACCGAGUUGCUUUUGGCUGCUAGCUCACCACAUGCCAACAGAAUCCAGGGCAUGCUGAGGAACCCUGAGUUUCAGCAUAACGGUAACCUGGGAUUGCAUCGGUCCGAGACAUUUUUGUUCCCUUCAAGUGAUUCUGGUGUAUCUGACAAUGAUGACAGGAUGUCUGAGAUCUCAUGCAGGUCAGCAGCCUCCUGUUUCAUGGCUUCCCAGGUCCUGAACCAUGCUCAGAGGAGGAAAGAGGACUUCUGGGGAAAGAGCUAAUAUAUCAAUACUCAUAAUUCUGCAGUGCACACACUGUAAAUCACAUCUCUGUAUUGCAUAUAAUGUAUGUAUUUCACACUACAUAAUAACAAGAAAUAUGAACAAAAUGAUGUAAAAUAAAUAAAGGACAAAGAUUUGUAAUUUAAUUUGAUUUAUCUUUUGUACUUUGAUAUUACCAGCAUAUUAUGGCCAUAGGAAAAACUAUCAUGGUAUAGUCAAAGUUUCAAAGAAUGUACACAGAUAACUGCUUUUGGUUCUCUAUUUAAUUGUUUAUAUAAAAUCUAAAUUGAAUGUAAACAAUUAUUUUGUACAUUGUUA
Molecule: messenger RNA, 2543 nt
Organism: Electrophorus electricus (electric eel)
Lineage: Eukaryota; Metazoa; Chordata; Actinopteri; Gymnotiformes; Gymnotidae
Gene: saxo6
Product: stabilizer of axonemal microtubules 6
Biological process (GO): negative regulation of centriole replication
Molecular function (GO): microtubule binding
Source: RefSeq, a predicted model, not a curated record